AAAAGAUCUGUGAAGAGCUUAGAAGACGGUUGCGUUGGAGACAAGUCUAACCACGUGCAUCAUGCAUCUGUUGCUCCCUCUCUUUUAUUCUCUCACGCUCGUGUGGUUUUAUGUUAUAUUAGCAGAAGCGGGAUAUUGUUGGCUUAAAGUUAACAAGAAUGGACGUUGCACGACAUUUUUCGGGGGGAACGUUUCCCGUCAGGAUUGUUGCUCAGACAGCAGAGCCAACACAGCCUGGACACCACAGGACUUAUCAUCGGGUCAGCUGUUUUAUUGGACGGUUUUUGGAGGAGGUGUGCCAUGUCAGCCUUGUAAAGAUUCUUGCGUCCACGUCAAGUGCUCCAGUGGAAAAGUUUGUAGUCUGAGAAAAGGAAAACCAAUUUGUGUCUGUAGACCAAAAUGUCCGAAGAGGAAGCGAAAACUGGGAGCUGUUUGUGGUAAUGAUGGCAACACGUAUAAACAUGUUUGUAAAUUACUGAAAGUCGGCUGUAGAAAGAACACAAAAUUAGAAGUGGCCUAUUUCGGUUCGUGCCAAGACAACAGCUGUCAGAACAUCAUAUGUUCAGGGAAGAAGACCUGCCUGCUCGACCAAAACUUUGAACCCCACUGUGUUCACUGCAGAAAUAACUGUUCAGCGAAACGGAGAUAUGUCUGUGGCUCCAACAAUGUUACUUAUUCCAGCAGGUGUACACUGAGGAAAGCUGCAUGUUUCAAAGGAAUGGCGAUAAAAGAAUCUUAUAGAGGGCACUGCAAAGUGAAUGCAAGUUGUGAAACAAUACGUUGUAACAAGGGAAGAUCAUGUUUGAUGAACUUGAAAACUGGAAUUCCUCUAUGUACACGAUGUCCGCCAACAUGCCCCCUGGUGAGAACAAACUUUCAGUGUGCUUCUAGAAACCAGACUAACUUCAGCUGGUGCCAGAUGAUGAAGGAAUCCUGCCGAACAGGGAUCGUAGUGGGAACCAAAAGUAGCUUACUUUGUUCAGGUGAGUUAAAAACAUAUAUAUUACUUAGCUGACAUAACUCGUGUUGAGU
Limulus polyphemus (Atlantic horseshoe crab) is the source of this 1032-nucleotide messenger RNA. RefSeq names its product follistatin-like. The transcript has 5 exons. NCBI's taxonomy places the organism in Eukaryota, Metazoa, Arthropoda, Merostomata, Xiphosura, Limulidae. The coding region runs from base 62 to 1015 and encodes 317 amino acids. Gene Ontology annotation, biological process: anatomical structure development. The record is from RefSeq and is a predicted model, not a curated record. Gene Ontology annotation, molecular function: extracellular matrix binding; calcium ion binding; protein binding.